Messenger RNA from Doryrhamphus excisus (bluestripe pipefish), 2756 nucleotides. RefSeq names its product dihydropyrimidinase-related protein 2-like. Gene Ontology annotation, molecular function: hydrolase activity, acting on carbon-nitrogen (but not peptide) bonds, in cyclic amides. The record is from RefSeq and is a predicted model, not a curated record. Lineage: Eukaryota; Metazoa; Chordata; Actinopteri; Syngnathiformes; Syngnathidae. Gene Ontology annotation, cellular component: cytoplasm; cytosol.
AGUUUCUUACAUGUUGAAAGCGCUCCUCCUUGACUAUUUCAAACUGAAUUUAUUAGUCGUUCGAUAGGCAAAUAGUUCUUUAUCGAUGAACUCGAGCGACAUCAAAUGGUGUUGACUGGUUCAACCCAUCUCUUCCUCUUGACUGCCCUCCUUCCUCCCUUCAGACUGGUUUUAGGUCACAGAACUCACCCCGCUCACCUCAUUUACUGCUCAAGCUCUUCGGCUGUCAACUUCCCAGUUCUUCAGUUCCCCGACUCCGGGCUGUGGUUCAGUCUCGCCCCGCAAGAUGUCUGAAAGGAGAAUUUCACAGGACGACGAUGGGGCUUCGAUGUUGUCCAAGCUGGGAUCGGACUCCCCCCGGCCUAGGAUGAAAUACGGUGGAAUGUUCUGCAGUGUGGAAGGAGCUUUUGAGAACAAAACACUGAACUUUGAGUCGCUCAGCCCGCUGACGCAGCGACGCAAAUCUGAGCGCACAGGAGGAGACGCUCCGAGGGGAGCAGGGCCGACUGUGGUGUACCCUUCCGGACACGCUCGGGACCAAAUCGAGGGCAAUUGUCUGAUCAUAAAAGGAGGAAAGAUAGUCAACGAUGACCAGUCGUUUUAUGCUGAUGUUUACAUCGAGGACGGAACCAUCAAACAGAUCGGGGAGAACCUGAUUGUUCCCGCAGCCGUGAAAACGGUUGACGCUUAUGGUCAGCUGGUCAUCCCGGGAGGAAUCGAUGCCAACACCAACUUGCAUGCCGCCCAGAAAGGUUUCUACCCCUGUGAUGACUUCUACCAAGGAACCAGAGCGGCACUGGCCGGUGGAACCACCAUGAUCAUGGACCACGUGCUGCCGGAACCAGGGUCUAGUCUACUGUCAGCGUUUGAGGAGUGGAGGGAGGCUGCUGACCAGGCGGCGUGUUGUGACUUCUCCUUCCAUGUUGAUGUCACGUGCUGGCACGACCGACUUCACGAGGAGUUGGAAGUUCUUGUCAAGGACAGAGGUGUUAACUCCUUCCUGUUUUUCAUGACCUACAAGGACAGAUACCAGAGCUCCGACUCCGAGCUUUAUGAGGCUUUUGGGUUCCUCAGGGAGCUGGGCGCCGUGGCCCAGGUACACGCGGAGAAUGGUGACAUUAUUGAUGAGGAACAAAAGAGGAUCCUAAGUCUUGGCAUCACCGGACCUGAAGGACAUGUCCUCUCUCACUCUGAAGAGGUGGAAGCCGAGGCAGUCUACCGAGCUGUGACUAUUGCAAAACAAACCAACUGUCCGCUUUAUGUCACCAAGGUGAUGAGCAAAUCCGCGGCAGAUGUGAUUGCCAAGGCCCGCAAAAAAGGUAUUGUGGUGUACGGGGAGCCAAUCACAGCCAGUCUGGCGGUGCACGGAUCUCACUAUUGGUCCAAAGACUGGGCUACAGCCGCUGCCCUUGUUAUGAGCCCGCCUCUCAACCCUGAUCCUUCAACUCCGCAGUACCUAAGCUCUCUCUUGGCAUGUGGUGACCUCCAGGUGACCUCCAGUGCUCAAGCUAGCUUCUCCACUGCUCAAAAGGCAGUCGGUAAAGAUGAUUUUACUCUUAUACCAGAAGGAACCAAUGGAAUUGAAGAGAGGAUGUCGGUGGUUUGGGACAGAAUUGUGUGCACCGGGAAGAUUGAUGAGAAUGACUUUGUUGCCGUGACAAGUACCAAUGCCGCAAAACUCUUCAACCUUUACCCUCGCAAAGGACGAAUUGCUGUUGGUUCUGAUGCCGACAUCGUCAUUUGGAACCCAAAAGACACCAAAACUGUUUCUGCAAAAACUCACAACCUGACCGUGGAAGUGAACGUCCUCGAGGGUUUGGAGCUUCAUGGUGUUGCCUCAGUGGUGAUAUGCGGUGGCCGAGUGGUUCUGGAGGAUGGAAAACUAAAUGUAACAGAAGGAUCAGGGCGUUUCAUUCCGAGAAAAGCCUUCCCUGACAAUGCGUACCGGAGGAUCAGAGCCCGCAGCAAGAUGGCAGAGAAUCUCAGCGUUCCUCGUGGGAUCUAUGAAGGUCCGGUCCAUGAUGUAAUGAGUAUGAUCAAAACAAUGGUGCCCACAUUGACCGCCGCAGGACCCCCUUGUUCUAUCAACCAGAAUUGCCCCCGAAACCUCCAUCAAUCAGGAUUUACUUUAGCUGGAGCUCAAGUGGAUGACCAUGUGCCCCGACGGUCUGUACAGAGGAUUGUGGCGCCACCCGGGGGACGAUCAAACAUCACAUCCCUCUCUUAAAUAUUCUUAAAUCUCAAAUAUUGUGGCUUAAAAUCAAUAUGCAUGCAAUUAGUGAACAAGAUACAUACCAACUAGUAACCCUACAUUUCCUACAUAUGACCCCCCCCCCCCAAGCAGAAAACACCCCCAACCCAAAACCCUCACAACUUAAUAUAAUUGAUGUGAUCUAUUAUAUUACUAUACAAGCGUAUGGGAAGCUAAUCAAAUGAGAAAAACCAUAGGUUUUUAACAAUAGGUACUGUAUGCGUGUGAUGUAGUAUUCUACACUUGUCAAUAGGUGUCAGUAAUGUUACAUUGAUCAGACAACAGAUCAUAUGAUCAUAUGAUUCUCCCAAUUAUUCUGUCUCAUUUUUAUUUAUUAGCGGUAAUACAGUGUAAGGCGUAUAAGGGUGUUAUUUCAUAUCUAGAGGGUUCUAAUGUUAAAAACUGUAUUUAGAAGGUCAUAAACAGGUCUAUUGCAUUUAUUGCAAUAAACAUUCAUUCAUUCAUUUUCUACUGCUGUUUCCUCACGAGGGUCGCGGGGGGUGCU